Messenger RNA from Cucumis sativus (cucumber), 4102 nucleotides. RefSeq lists its product as uncharacterized. The transcript is spliced from 6 exons. Bases 315 to 2882 code for a protein of 855 amino acids. The record is from RefSeq and is a predicted model, not a curated record. Lineage: Eukaryota; Viridiplantae; Streptophyta; Magnoliopsida; Cucurbitales; Cucurbitaceae.
CCGCUUGGACGUUCUUCUUAAGCCUCACCGCCUCCGGUGGUUGUUUCUUCUAUCUUCCUUUCUUCUCUGGCCAGAACGGAUCACAACUUUAAGCUCUUCGUUUCUCAGACCAUAUCCCAAACCAAUCUUCAUUUCUAUCAGCAUUUCCGGAAUCCUUUUUCGUUUUCCGGUAUUCGGAAAACAGUGAAUUGCGUUUACCGGCGGCGAUUGAGUGAGAAGAACUGGCUACACAGGGCGAGUUUCAUUCCUUUGGUAAAGUGUGCAACGAGAUAUAGAUAUCAAUUUUCGGUGGGCUUUGGUUUUCUAAUAAGACAAUGGCCAGAUGGGAUGAAAUUUUUUCUCUUCCAGUACAGAAUCCUCCAACCUUGGAAUUUUCUUCAGCUGAUCUUGUGUGGUCUAAGGUUGAAGGAUGGCGUGACAACAUGGAUAGAGUUGCUGUAAUCCCUUUUGCUAGAGUUGGUGAUUUUGUGCGUGGUGAGUCUUCAAAUAAAGAAUGUCCAACCAGAUUUCAUGUUGAAGCAAGGCGGCGAAGAGCCUUGAAAGCACCUUUCAAGGCAAAGGUUGAUGGUGUACUGGAAUACAUUUUGUAUUGGUGUUCCUUUGGACCUGAUGACCACAGGAAAGGGGGAGUCAGACGACCCAGUAGAAGUACUUAUGUACCAAAGAAGAAAAAUGCUGGACGGCCAAACACUAAAAGGGGUUGCACCUGCCACUUUAUCGUCAAACGCUUAAUUGCUGAACCAUCUAUUGCACUGAUCAUAUACAAUGAAGAUAAGCAUGUAGAUAAGAAGGGGUUGCCAUGCCAUGGUCCUCAAGACAAGAAGGCUGAAGGUACUCGUGCUAUGUUUGCACCCUACAUCUCUGAAGAUCUUCGUCUACGUAUAUUGUCGCUUCUGUAUGUUGGUGUUUCUGUGGAGACCAUUAUGCAAAGACAUAACGAAUCUGUAGAGAAACAGGGUGGUCCAUGCAAUCGUGAUGACCUUUUAACUCAUCGAUAUGUAAGAAUACAGGAGAGAAGCAUCAGACGUUCCACUCAUGAACUUGAUGAAGAUGAUGCAGUAAGCUUAUCUAUUUGGGUUGAAGGCCACCAAAGUAAUGUCUUCUUUUACGAGGAUUUUACUGAUACAGACACCUUUACUUUGGGAAUUCAAACGGAGUGGCAAUUGCAACAAAUGAUAAGAUUUGGCAAUCGUGGCCUUCUCGCAUCAGAUUCAAGGUUUGGAACAAACAAGUUGAAGUAUCCAGUUCAUAGUCUUGUAGCAUUCAAUUCAGACUACAAUGCAAUUCCAGUAGCUUGGAUUAUUUCAACGAGAUUUGCUAGUGGGGAUGCCCAUAGGUGGAUGAGGGCUCUUCAUAGUAGAGUUCAAACCAAAGAUCCUUCAUGGAGAUUAGCUGGCUUUGUUGUGGAUGAUCCUCUUGCUGAUGUACAAACAAUAAGGGAGAUAUUUCAGUGUUCUGUUUUAUUAAGCUUCUGGCGGGUCCGCCAUGCAUGGCAUAAAAACAUACUGAAGAAAUGUUCUGAAAAUGAGAAACGAGCUGAGAUAUUAAGACAACUUGAAAAAACAGUGGAUGGAGUUCGCCAAGGUGAUGAAAACGUGGAUUCAUUUGAACAGAUGAUUAAAGAUCAAGCUGAUGAUCCAGAAUUUGUUGACUACUUUAAGGCAACCUGGUGUCCGAGACUAGGGAUGUGGACUACAGCACUAACAAGCCUUCCACUCGCCAGUCUCGAAACAUGUGCUGCAAUGGAGUUUUACCACAGCCAGUUGAAGCUCAGAUUGCUGAAUGAGAAAGAUUGUGCUGUUUAUCAGCGUACAGAUUGGUUGGUUGACAAGCUGGGCACAAAGGUACAUUCUUACUUUUGGCUUGAUGAGUACUCGGAGAAGAAUAAUUUUUCUCGGUAUUGGAAAGAUGAGUGGAUGAGUGGUUUGACAUAUUGGCGCAGAGCAUUGAGAAUUCCAGACUCGGAUGUUAUUAUUGAAGGUGGUAUUGCAAAAGUAACCGACCAAAUUACUCGAGACAGGAAGUUUGUUGUUUGGAAUCCUGGUUCGCAUUUUGGUAUUUGUGAUUGCCAAUGGGCAGAAAUGGGUAACCUAUGCGAGCAUAUGUGCAAAGUUAUUAACAUGUGCCGUAAAAAAGGGACAACAAGACCGUCGGUCAGUUUAUUGCAGUAUCAGAAGGCCUUGACUGACAUGCUGCAUCGUCCACCUCAUGAUUCUUUAAUACGUGAUCAUGCUGUAUCCUUUGCAAUGUCUGUACAGAAGCAGUUGAAUGCACUAAUCAGUAUGGGAAAUGACCUAGAGUUGAGAGGUCCUUUUCAGGCUCGUAUGAUAAAAACCCUGGAAAAUAAAAUUGAUAGGGAAGUAUCUACUGGUGACACAGAAUCUUUUAGGGAUAAUGUACUUAGAAACAAGUCCAAAUUGAAUCAGAACGAGAGUGACUGUGCCUCUGGACAGGAAGCUUCUAAUAAUAUUACUGAUAACUCUAGUAGUGAGCUUGUUGAUUUAACUGUGACUGGAAACCGCGUGGAUGGUGCAACUGCUGAGGAAGAAUGCCCUUGUACUGAGAUGGAUAUUGAUACAACUUCAAUCUGUAUAUCGCCACCUCGACUAAGUUCUGUUGAAGAGGUUGUAGGUGGCAAUUCCUUCCAACAAAGUAAAAAUGGAGUACAAAUCGAUAUGGAGUUUGAUAUUCUACCUUCCAGUUACGAUGCUGUCUGUAGUUUAAAUAAAUUUGUAGACAAUCAACAUCACCAUGAAAAGAUAGAAGUAGAUUCAUCACUCAUGAAUGAUCCUGUAACAGCAGCCGAUUUUUCGGUCCAGUGCAUGAUGAAAUCUCAGAAUGGUAUUCACAAUGAUGGUCCAGAGCCCACUAUUGCGUCAUAAAAGAUUAUAUCCUGUUAGAUAUGAACUCUGGGAACUAUUGAAGCUCAAGAAUGCUGUUGUGAUGCAAAUUUUGCGGGUCUAGAUGAACGAAUAUGGGUCCUAAAUUCUUCAUGGCACAAUUCUUCCCGCGGCUAAUAAUUAAGCUGUUCACAACUUAUUCUGUCUGGCCACAGUAAGAUUUCACUUUAAUCUACCAAUGAUGGUUUGAUGAAGUUUGUGCAUUGAUGAACUUUCAUUUGACGGAGAGAGGUUGAGGCCUCUGAACUAAGAACUCUCAGAUUACCUGCCAGAUACGAUAUUUUUCACAUUUAAAAUUCUCGAAUAUGAAACCAUGAGAUUCUUUCUGCACUUCCACAAGGCUGUGGCUGUGCCUUAGUAGCAUCUGAACAUUGCUAACUGGGGGGAUACUAAACUCUGGAUGAUACUACAUGAAUACUUAUUUUUUAUAUAUUGACUUCACAAACGGAGUACUCUUGCGCAGACCGGCACUGGCAAAUGAAAUUAGAUGACAUGUGGUAGAGUUUAGGAGAGAUGUGGAACAGUAAUUCCGAUUUCUGUCAUGUGGUUACUUAACCUUAUGUUUUAGGCGAACAGUGAAAUAUCCACCAGUGAAGAUGAAAAUGUCAUUUCAUGGAGACCGGUGAAGCUUUCUUACUGUUCUUGAGUUAUAUUGUAAAAGAUUGAUAGAGUGAAUAUGGUUUGGCAUGGCUGCAUGCUGACAAUAGAAAGCAGGCAGAAAUUCGACUCAAAUUUGACGGAAUCCUGACUUUAGGCUCUACAUUGGUAAAUUUUAGUUGUUCAGAAUUCAGAAUGAUGUUACUACCAAAUUUGUUGAUUUACUUGAAGUCUCGGAGGCUCAUGUGGUUUGUUAUCGACCAAGUCUUUUGCGGUUGAGGUGAAAACAAAGCAGCAAAAGUUAAAACUGCAUAGAGUUAAUGUAAAUUUGGCCAGAGGCUAUUGAUUUGUCCUAAACAAUGAGUUCAAAAUCCUUCUGAGGUGAUUGACUUAUUUUGUUAUUUUUCUUAUUAAAUCAUAUGGGUUCUGGAUUUUUUUCCCCCUUAAAUUAAAUGAAGGGCUGACACUGAGCAGAGGAUCACAGUUUGAUGCUAAAUUUUGUGAAUUUGCCUGCCCUCUGUCUCUGCCUUGUCUCUUCCCAUCUAGGUAAUGUACAAUGAUCCUUAACCUUCAAAUAUUUUUGUUUUAGCCUCUCGAUGCUGUUA